Magnolia sinica is the source of this 3573-nucleotide messenger RNA. Its product is annotated as ubiquitin carboxyl-terminal hydrolase 18-like. Gene Ontology annotation, molecular function: cysteine-type endopeptidase activity; cysteine-type deubiquitinase activity. Gene Ontology annotation, biological process: protein deubiquitination. NCBI's taxonomy places the organism in Eukaryota, Viridiplantae, Streptophyta, Magnoliopsida, Magnoliales, Magnoliaceae. The coding region runs from base 208 to 3309 and encodes 1033 amino acids. The record is from RefSeq and is a predicted model, not a curated record. Gene Ontology annotation, cellular component: cytosol; nucleus. The transcript has 11 exons.
UAGAAAAAACCCCUUUCUCAAGUCUUAACUGAAAAACAAAUGCAGCAGCUCUAGAAAACAAAAACAGCGAAAAAGAAAAAGAGAAGCGAAGGAAAAAAAACGCCGGGCAGUACGCAGGGUGCGCAGGGUAACCUGGUCUGUCCCCCGCCUUCAACUUUCUCCUCGACAAUCGAUGAAAACCCUAACCCUAGCCUCCUCCUACCGCAGAUGCACGUCUCGGAUCUCUCCUUCGAUCUCUCUCCGCUAUUGCAAUUCGUCCUCACCACUCUCGUCCUCGGCCUAGGGCUGCUUCACGUCAUCAAGGCCACGGCGUCUCGGUACCUCGUUGUUGACGCUAGAUUCGAGGGCGGCGACGGUCCCGUGGAUACUACCGUCGAUUGCAGGGCCGUGGCGCCGGGCGGGGCCCAGAUGUUGGGCGGCGGGGAUGCUGUUAAAUGCUUUGUUUGCGGGGGCUCGGCAACGAAGAUAUGCUCAGGAUGCAAGGCCGUCCGAUACUGCUCCACCACUUGCCAGUCGAAGCAUUGGAAAGAAGAUCAUAAAUUAAAAUGCAAGGAUCUCAAGUUUUCUAACAGUAUAGAUUCAAAAUCAUCUCUCAAUGGUGCCUAUGUAAGGAGGAGAGCCUUAGGGCAGGUGGAUGAUUUCAAUGCUGCAUUUCCAUUGAUCCCGGCCCGUGGAACUUGUAAGGUGCUACAACAAUCAAAGAAGGUUCUCUUCCCAUAUGAUGAAUUUGUGAAGCUUUUUAAUGGGGAGAAUCAAGGCUUCCCACCUUGUGGGCUUCUAAAUUGUGGAAACAGCUGCUUUGCCAAUGUGGUUUUACAAUGUCUUGCAUGCACUCGGCCGCUUGUUGCCUACUUGUUGGAGAAAGGCCACUCGAGAAAAUGCAACCGGAAUGAUUGGUGCUUCUUAUGUGAACUUGAAUUACAUAUUCAUAGAGUGAGCCAGAGCCUGCAUCCCUUCUCACCGAUCAACAUUCUUUCUCGGUUACCUAAUAUAGGUGGUAAUCUUGGCUAUGGAAAACAGGAGGAUGCUCAUGAAUUCAUGAGGUUUGCAAUUGACACAAUGCAGUCAGUUUUCCUUGAUGAAUUUGGGGGAGAAAAUGCCCUGGAUCAUAGCACCCAACAGACGACUCUUAUUCAACACAUAUUUGGUGGUCAUCUUCAAUCUCAGUUGCAGGUGAUAUGCACAGAAUGUGAUAACAUCUCAUAUUGUUAUGAGAAUAUGAUGGAUUUGACUGUUGAAAUUCAAGGGGAUGCUGCAUCUCUGGAAAACUGCCUUGAUCAAUUCACCAAAAAGGAAUGGCUUGAUGGGGAAAAUAUGUAUAAAUGUGACAGAUGCAAUGAUUAUGUCAAGGCAUGGAAACGUCUCACUGUUCAUCAGGCUCCAAACAUCCUCACCAUCGCUCUUAAGAGAUUUCAGAGUGGGCGGUUUGGAAAACUGAACAAAAGAGUCACCUUUCCUGAGACUUUAGACCUUGGUCCGUACAUGAGUGAAUCGGGAGAUGGCACUGAUCUAUACAGGCUCUAUGCUGUUGUUGUCCACGUGGACAUGCUGAAUGCUUCAUUUUUCGGCCAUUACAUUUGUUAUACUCAGGAUUUCUGUGGAAACUGGUACCGGAUCGACGACUGUAAGGUCAUGAAAGUUGAACUGGAGGAGGUACUUGCUCAAGGAGCUUAUAUGCUCUUAUAUAGCAGGAUAAAUGCACGGCAGCCCUGUGUGAAGCCCCAUGCACCUGCUGCGAAAGAGGAACAACCACCGGUGGAAGCGGCAAGAGAAGCAUGCCUAGGCUUAAGAGAUUCGGUUGGACGGUUUGACAAUGUGCAGUCUGGAAGCUCUGUUACCAUGCCAGGGUGCCCCUCUUCUGACAUUAGGCUGCAGCCAGGAGAAGAACUAGCGGACAGGGAUUUGGUUCAUCCAAUCAAUGUCGAUUCUGAUCCUGUGAGAGAAGACCAGGAGAAUGUGAGGUCGGUUUGUUCUCAAUCAAGUACUUCAAGUUUGACAGGUCCUGACGAUGCAGCCCCCAGUUGCAAUUCUCAUGAAGCAGCACAACUCCCGUCCAUUGAACUUAAGCAUGAGGAACCUGUUGAAUUGAUUUCGCACAGCGGCCAGUCUGCCAUUGGAUCUAAUGCAGUGGAAGCUCAAGAACCUGCUGCUAGUUCUGCAAAAGAUUGCCACCGCAAGGAAGAAAAUGAUAGUAGUGGUUGGAGUAUUGAAUUAGGCUCACCAGAGUCUUCACGGGGCUGCUCAUCUCCCAUGAAUAUGCCUGAAACAUCUGGUGUUUCUAGUGCUGAUUUGAACAAUUUGGUGGAAUCUGCAGAAGAUGCAAAUCUGGCCACCUCCCUUAGCCGUUCUAACCCAAGGUUGGAGCCAUCACUGAUAACCGGCAAUCCUUCAGUUUUGGGAACUGGAGUUACCCGGUCGGGGAAGGCCUUCAGGGCAACGGAGAAUGCGUCAGAAGUCAAAUCUUCAAUGCUGUUGGGAGACAAAACUACUUCUAAUUGUAAGCCGAAGCCGCUAUUUCGUCCUGGAUUCCUUGGCAAGCCUGUUGGGAAGAAGUCUGUGAGCAAGAAUGAGAAAGCCCAAAACAAAACUGCAGAGGCAGGUUCCUCCCAGAUGGUUUCUGGCAACUACAACAAUGCCUUCGCUGAGCCUGCUUGUGCUCGUCAAAAUGGUAGUGAGGUUAACGGCCAUGAUGAUGCGAGUCUGCAAAAAUUGGGUGGAAGCUGCAAAGGCCUUGUGGACUCCAAGAAGUUUGUGAUAUCUCCGGGCUCUAUUGACAAGCUAUCUGGGAAGAUGCCUUUGGAUGAGAGCGGGGAAUCGAAUGGUGAGACGGUUGUGGUUGGUCCCACCUACAAUACUGAUUGCAAUGGAACGUCCAGGCCUGAUUUAACUGAUCAAAACAGCGGUGAAGUUCAUAUCCAUGUUCUGAACAAUGACAAGAGAUCCGAAUUUUGCACUGGCAAGAUUGAAGCCAGCUGCAACAGAGCCGUGGACACUUCUAUCUUGAAUCAAAAUGGAAGUAGCAUUUGCAGGAAAGAUAAGAGACCUGUGAUAAUCUGUGAAAAUGGAGACAGCGUCAUUUUGGAUACCGGUCUUCAGAACAAGCUAUUGGGUGCUGAAGUAGCCCAAAAAGAACUGGAUGGAGUAGGCAGAGAUCCACCCUUGAAGACUGUCUGCAAUGGAUUUGCCGACUCUGUUUAUGCAACUGAUGGGAGUAAGAUCUGUAGCCGUGAUAUUGGACCUGGGGCUAGUCGGGAAAACCACAAAGACAUGCAUUUGAAUUGCAAGAGGCCGAGACAGGAGCAUGACUGAUCUGAAUUUCAACUGUUAAUAAUUAAAGGUGUCAUUCUUUGCAUAAAAAAAAGAAAAAAGAAAAAUUCAAUGGCGUAUGUUCGCAUGGUUCCACGUCGCGGAUUUGGGUCUUGUGGGUUUCAGUAUUUGUAGCAAUCCCAGAAGUUCCCACGCCAUGAUAGCCUGGUGCGUUGCGUUUGUGUAACUACUACUAUUUUGGAUUCCCUCUCUUACCUGUUAUUAUUUUUGCAGUAUAAUAAAAGAGUUACAUGUACCAGAGUCAAA